Messenger RNA from Lampris incognitus (smalleye Pacific opah), 2698 nucleotides. RefSeq names its product solute carrier family 6 member 19b (gene slc6a19b). Gene Ontology annotation, biological process: sodium ion transmembrane transport. The coding region runs from base 1 to 1884 and encodes 627 amino acids. The record is from RefSeq and is a predicted model, not a curated record. The transcript is spliced from 12 exons. Gene Ontology annotation, cellular component: plasma membrane. Lineage: Eukaryota; Metazoa; Chordata; Actinopteri; Lampriformes; Lampridae.
AUGAAGCUACAGCUCCCAAACCGGCACCUGGAGGACAGGAUCCCAUCCCACCAGGAACUGGAGAGGCUGGAAAAAGAGGAGGCUGGGGAUAGACCCAAGUGGGACAACAAGGCCCAGUACAUGCUGACAUGCGUUGGAUUUUGCGUGGGGCUCGGAAAUGUCUGGCGUUUCCCCUAUCUGUGUCAGAGUCACGGAGGAGGAGCCUUCAUGAUCCCCUUUCUGAUCCUGCUCGUUUUUGAAGGAAUUCCACUUCUCUAUCUGGAGUUUGCUAUGGGUCAGCGUCUCAGAAGAGGCGCUUUGGGAGUCUGGGCUUCAGUUCAUCCUUAUCUGACAGGCGUUGGUAUCGCAUCCAUGUGCGUGUCACUGACCGUCAGUCUCUACUACAACACCAUCAUUGCGUGGAUUUUGUGGUACUUCUUCAACUCAUUCCAAAACCCUCUGCCUUGGAGCCAGUGUCCCUUCAAUGCCAACUCGACAGAGUUUGAGGCAGAAUGUAAGAGGAGCUCCUCGGUGGACUACUUCUGGUACCGGCAGACGCUGAACACGACCCCAGACAUCCAGGAUGACGGCGGACUGCAGUGGUGGAUCUUGUUGUGUCACAUUUGUGCGUGGGCCGUGUUGUACGUCUGCUAUAUUCGGGGCAUUGAGACCAGCGGAAAGGCCGUGUAUGUGACUUCAACCCUCCCCUACGUGGUGCUGACCAUUUUCCUGAUCAGAGGAUUGACCCUGAAGGGUUCAAUCAAUGGCCUGAAGUUUCUCUUCACUCCAGACUUAGCUGAGCUGGCCAAUCCAUCAACAUGGCUGGAUGCAGGAGCUCAGGUCUUCUACUCCUUCUCUCUGGCUUUCGGUGGGCUCAUCUCUUUUUCCAGCUACAACUCAGUACAUAACAACUGUGAACAGGAUGCAGUGAUUAUUUCCAUCAUCAAUGGCAUCACGUCUGUCUUCGCUGCCACAGUCAUCUACACCAUCAUAGGCUUCAGAGCCACGGACAGAUAUGACACCUGUCUCGCGGGAAACAUCUUGGCAUUAUUGAAUGCUUUUGAGCUUCCUGAGGGAAACAUCACAGAGAGCAACUAUGAUGAGGCUUUACAGAACCUUAAUGAAACCUACCCUGAAGUUAUUGAAGGGCUGAAACUAGGAACCUGCGACCUGAACAACUUCCUCAGCGAGGGAGUUGAAGGAACCGGUCUGGCAUUCAUCGUGUUCACAGAGGCCAUCAUCAAGAUGCCCAUCUCCCCUUUGUGGGCUGUCCUGUUCUUCAUAAUGCUCUUCUGCCUUGGCCUGUCCUCCAUGUUCGGCAACAUCGAGGGAGUUUUAGUACCACUGCUGGACCUCAAGGUUUUCCCCAAGCACUGGCCAAAAGAAGCCCUCACUGGUGUGAUUUGCGUGGCCUGCUGUCUGGUGGGGUUGAUAUUCGUGCAGGGCUCAGGUAACUACUGGCUCUCCCUCUUUGACACCUAUGGAGGAUCCAUCCCUCUGCUGGUCAUUGCGUUCUGUGAGAUGGUCUCCGUUGUGUACAUAUACGGAAUAGACAGGUUCAAUGAGGACAUCAAAUUCAUGAUUGGCCACAAGCCCAACCUCUUCUGGCAGAUAACAUGGAGGGUGAUCAGCCCUCUCAUCAUGUUGUUCAUCUUUGUGUUCUACCUCAUCACAAAAGUGACCGAAAAGCUGCUUUACAAAACCUGGGACCUGGAAUCGGCCAAUUUCCCUGUAUUAGAAGAGAAGUCGUAUCCCGCCUGGGUUUCUGUGAUCAUCUUCAUAUUGGCGGGGGUACCCAGUAUCGCUGUGCCUGCAAUUGCUCUUUAUAAAUGUAUAAGGUCAAAGAUGUGUAAAAAGUCACGCCUCGAGGAGCAUCCGGAUGUCUCCGUCAAGUCUGCGUCUUAAGAUCCUCUUCACUGACCCGCGGGGAAGGUUUGUCCUUUGCACACCAUUAUGACUUACCGGAUGCCGUACUGUCUCCAGGAAUGUGUGAUGUGGUUGAAAUAAAGGUUAAACCCUACUCUUUCAUAAAAUAUAUAACUUUAUGUAUAUAUAAAAUCAUGAAUAUAAAUAGGUAAUUAUAUAUGUAUAUUUCAUAAAUAUAUUGUUUUUUAUUUAAGACAACCUUCUUCCUUUGCACCAGAUGUACAUAUUGGGCGGUGUUCAGUUUUUGAAGGCGUCUUAUCUCCGUAUCCAUCCAUCCAACGUCAGCCUCCUUAUGUCUAUGUAGAUUCAUAUCAGUCAUCAAUCAUCAUCUUAUAAAGCCAAUUACAUUGAUUUUUUUUUAUGCACAAAUGUGCAAUAUGAAUAUAGUUUGACUAAUAUUUAAGCUCAGGGCUGACUGCAGGAUUUGUGUAGAGCGUCUUGUGUUUUUGUUUUUUUUUCUCCAUGUACAUUUAGAAACAACAUGACUGGCUUGUACAGGGUUCAAAGGUCAAAGAUAUAGUCAGGAACCAGACCAUGAAAUGCCUUAAAAGUAAUGAGCAAAAUCUUAAAAUCGACUACAAUGUACAAGCAACCAUGAAGAGAAGCUAAACCGUGAUCCCGUCUUGGUUCUCAUUUAAAGUGUAUUGUUAGCGUAGCGCAACUACACCAGAGUGUAAGGACAGUUCACUUCAUUGUUUAUAGUAACAUUUAUGUUUAGCAUUACACUUGAGAUCAAGCAUUGUCAUCCAUGACGUUCAGUUCAACAUUGAUAUUCUAAUAAAAAACGUUCAAA